Messenger RNA from Acanthocheilonema viteae, 403 nucleotides. The record is from the annotation of a GenBank genome assembly. NCBI's taxonomy places the organism in Eukaryota, Metazoa, Nematoda, Chromadorea, Rhabditida, Onchocercidae.
GAAAAAGGAAGUUUUCCCGAGUGCUAGAAAUAUUAAGGUUGAGAAUUCGGUGAAGGAUCAACGAAAGAAAGUAAAAUGGCAAAUGAAUCCAUUAUAUAGGGCAAAAUCAAGUAAUACAGAAGAAUCAGAAUCAGAGUCUAUUAAUUCAUUAUCAUCACGACAGUCAUUUUUACAUUCUGAACGAUCCGUUGAUAGCGAUUAUAAAAGCAAUAGUGAAGAAGAAAGUGAAUUUCGAGAAAAUAUCUUCAAAAAGGUAAAUUUCCGUGAAAUCGCUACGGAAAUGUUCGAUACGAUGAAUGCAUUGGGAGUUGGAACGGAAGAAAAUUCACCGAUGAAAAAAGCUCUCGAAGAACGAAAACAUGAAUUGGAGUUUAAUAUAGGAAAUUAUAAUAGGACUUAUUAA